AUGUCUGACACGACAAAAGAACACGAGGCCAAGGGCGAUGGCCAGGAUAUCUAUCCCGCGCCUUCACACGGGGUUGGGCAUAUCGGCGAAAGCCUGGAACCCAAGGCAACAACCCACGAUGCUGUCUUUGGAGAAAUUACCGAGGGUGGUCCAAACUAUCGCAAUGUUGGGUGGAUAGGCACAUCAGUCUUGAUGAUGAAGACUCAGAUCGGUCUUGGUGUCUUGUCGAUUCCAUACACCUUUGACGUUCUUGGCCUGGUCCCGGGAGUCAUCGUCAUGUGCGCUAUUGCUGCAAUCACUACAUGGUCAGAUUAUAUCAUUGGAGUUUUCAAGAUAAACCACCCCGAGGUUUACGGUAUCGACGAUGUUGGCUACCUACUCUUUGGUACCAUUGGGCGCAACGUCCUGGGUGGGGCCUUUAUCUUGUACUGGAUUUUCGUUGCUGGUUCAGCAAUGCUGAGCAUGUCCAUUGCAUUGAAUGCCCUUUCGGAGCACGGUACCUGUACAGCCGUUUUUGUCGCCGUCGCCGCCAUUGUCAUAUUUUGCCUGUCCAGCAUUCGCACGCUGGGAAAGAUUAGUUGGCUCGCGUGGGUUGGCAUUGUCUGUAUACUGACUGCCGUCUUUACCGUGACUAUUGCUGUAGCUGUCGAGGAUCGUCCAUAUGCUGCGCCGCAAACCGGAACUUGGGUUACAGACUACCAAGUUGUGGGAAACCCAUCAUUUACGAACGCAAUCUCGGCCGUUUCCUCCCUUGUCUUUGCUUACGCCGGAACACCUGGAUUCUUCAGCAUUGCUUCCGAGAUGCGAGACCCGCGCCACUAUACACGCUCCCUCAUGGUUUGCCAGACGGUUGUUACAGUCACGUACUGUAUCGUGGGUAUUGUGAUCUAUUACUAUUGCGGUUCUUAUGUCGCCACUCCUGCGCCUGGAUCCGCUGGACCUUUGGUCAAGAAGGUGGCCUAUGGUAUUGCUCUUCCUGGUUUGUUGGUGUCAGGCAUCAUCACAGCUCAUUUGCCUAGCAAAUACAUCUUUGUGCGAGCCUUGCGUGGCUCGAAACAUCUUACUGCCAAUUCGUUCAUUCACUGGUCCGUGUGGCUUGGCUGUACUUUUGCCAUAUCUCUAGUGGCAUAUAUCAUUGCCAGCGCUAUUCCGGUUUUCUCAGGACUCGUAUCAUUGGUUGGCGCCUUGUUGGGCACUUUGAUGUCGUUUCAACCCAUGGGCGCCAUGUGGCUGUACGACAAUUGGGGCGCAAAAAGCCGCUCAAUCAAGUGGUGGGCAAUGGUCGUUUGGAGCGUCUUCGUGAUACUUUCGGGAACCUUUCUCAUGGUCGCGGGCACAUAUGGAACUAUCGCAGACAUUAUAACGUCAUACACUACUGAGGGAGGGUCCAGUGCAUGGUCAUGCGCGGACAAUUCUGGAAGUACCUGA
Messenger RNA from Pestalotiopsis fici W106-1, 1428 nucleotides. RefSeq lists its product as uncharacterized. Gene Ontology annotation, biological process: amino acid transmembrane transport. The record is from RefSeq and is a predicted model, not a curated record. Lineage: Eukaryota; Fungi; Ascomycota; Sordariomycetes; Amphisphaeriales; Sporocadaceae. Gene Ontology annotation, molecular function: amino acid transmembrane transporter activity. Gene Ontology annotation, cellular component: vacuolar membrane. The coding region runs from base 1 to 1428 and encodes 475 amino acids. The transcript has 5 exons.